Gadus macrocephalus (Pacific cod) is the source of this 2191-nucleotide messenger RNA. It is a transcript of the gene cipca, whose product is annotated as CLOCK-interacting pacemaker a. The record is from RefSeq and is a predicted model, not a curated record. The coding region runs from base 306 to 1364 and encodes 352 amino acids. Gene Ontology annotation, biological process: negative regulation of circadian rhythm; negative regulation of DNA-templated transcription. Lineage: Eukaryota; Metazoa; Chordata; Actinopteri; Gadiformes; Gadidae. Gene Ontology annotation, cellular component: nucleus. The transcript has 4 exons.
GGGUCGCAGAAUUCGGUGUAACACCGUAAACACGCUCCUCUGACGCUGUCAGCGACGGCGUUCACCCAUCUGAUCAUCGGAUCCACAACAAGGAAUACAUUCAAAUAUCGAUAUUCAACCGAUCGCACCACUAUGGUUGUGUGAUAAACGAACCACCACACCGACUGUGCAGCAGCAGUGAACCCUGGCGCCGAGUUCCGUAGACGGCAGAGAACGAGUCGGUACGUCCUGUCUGUCACGCCAUACUAUUCGAUUGCAAAGAAAAAGCGUUAUCGUAAGCUCUCUGCAAAUCCAUUAGUGAACACAUGAGCCACUUAGGUAAGCCAGGGGGAUCCAGGAGACAAAGAAUCACCAUGGCGACCCAUACAGGUGUAUCCAAGGCCGGAUCCGAGAGGGAUUCUGGCUGUUCAGACGCCAGCUCCGGCUACCUCAGUGCCGUGGACCUGACUGACUUGGAGGAGAGCGGGAGGACCGCGUCCGCUGUUGGCCUGGACCACACAGCCGUGGUGGGUCGCUCUUACCCGGGAAUCAACUCCAUGAUCAUCAUGAACAACUUUGUCCUGAAGCAGCCCAACUCCGUCCCCCCGCCAGAGAAGCAGUGGAGCUUCCCCUCGUCCGUGGAGGUGGUGCCUCCAUCCCAGGUGGUGCUCCUCCAGCCAAUGGUGUCCAACUGCAGCGUCGCUCCCGCGAAGACCACCCCCGAAAAUAGCACCCAACCAAAAGACUACCUGCCGAUCCUCAAGUCCUACCCCAGAAUCGCGCCCCACCCUGGGAAGCGACCGUCGAAGCGCCAGGGAUCCGCCUCCCUGAGGACCGGCUCCGCCCCGGGACACGGCAAACACCGCCGGCGCCCGCACCACAGCAUCCGGCCCUACAGCUCGCCCAGCGCCACGCCCAUACGCCAGGCGCCGGUCAAGGCCCUCCCCCGACCCGACUCCCCGGCCCCGGGCGCCGACGGCCCGCCUCCCUCCGACGAGAAGCUCUGCCCGCUGCUCGCCGCCGCGGUGGCCCCGCGCGACCCCGCCGACCUGGCGCCGGCGGGCGACGGCCACCACGACGCCGUGCCCCAGGACGCGUUCUCCGACCACGGCAACAAGCUGAAGCGCUUCAGCAACACCUGUAACAUCCUCAGCAAGUCGGGCCUGCUGGGCAUCACCCUGCGCACCAAGCAGCUGAUGAGGGACAACCGCCGCACGCAGGGCCAGCUCCGGCUGCUCCAGGAGCACACCGACCUGCUCAUGGAGGCGCUCCGGACCGGAGACCCGCGCACCUGGACCCGGCUGCAGCUCGCCAUGCAGGACAAGGCCUCGCCGCAGUGUGAGGGGCCGCAGCUAGGGGGAGCCCUGCAGGGCAUCCCUGUGUGAGGUACAGGUAGAUGGAGGAAAGCGGCAGCAUAAAGCACAGAAUGAGUGGGGCUUUCUUUUAGGAGCCCUUGCUUGUUAGCAAUUUGCCCUUUCGCUGGUACGGAAUUGCACGUAUCGUAGGCGAUAGGGCUACUGGCCUCCCAGGUGAGCAAGCAGUGAAUGCAUGCCUUACCUUACCAUCAAGGAGGUAAGUAGGGCGACCCUGAAGGGUUUGAACAGGACUCUAGUAGAGAAGGUAUUUAUGGAGUACAGUCGAGUUUUGUUCAGCCGAACUUGUUUCAUACAGGUGAUGUUGUCUUUCUGUUUUGCUUAUUAUGAGAUACAUAGACUACUGAAGUCUUGGAACUGUAGAGGGCUGACUUACUGAAUAUUGUUUAUAUUGUUGAUGUUACUUUAUUUAUGAUUUUAUUUUUCAAUCUAUUGACGAGAGACUAAAGCUACAUGAAGAAUAUGAUGUCAAACGCGUAGUGACGCAUGAAUUAGAUCUGGUUGAACAAUUUGCCUCUGUAGAGAUUAAAGCUUGACCGUGUGUGAUAUUAUGUAGUAGCUUGUGAUGCUAACCAUCCGAAGAGAAACAGAAUUCAAAACAUUUAAUGUUACUUAUUUCAGAUUGUUCAGAAAAAAAAAAAGCGUUUUAGAAGGCAGGAAGACAUUUGAUCUGUUCAUUCGGUCCAGGAUCAUGCGCCUUCGACAAUGUCUGUGUAUCUGCUCAUAGUCUAAUUUAAGUGUAUAGUCUAAGAUAAGAGAUCUUAUCACUUUUCCUGUUCUUAGUGGCUAAAUCAAAAUGUAAUAAGUAAACAUUUAAAAAAAGAUGCUCUUACUUUGAA